Messenger RNA from Cyclopterus lumpus (lumpfish), 1635 nucleotides. Its product is annotated as EH domain-containing protein 2-like. Gene Ontology annotation, biological process: endocytosis; endosomal transport. Lineage: Eukaryota; Metazoa; Chordata; Actinopteri; Perciformes; Cyclopteridae. The transcript is spliced from 6 exons. Gene Ontology annotation, molecular function: calcium ion binding; protein binding; GTP binding. The coding region runs from base 1 to 1635 and encodes 544 amino acids. Gene Ontology annotation, cellular component: plasma membrane; cytoplasm. The record is from RefSeq and is a predicted model, not a curated record.
AUGUCCAUCCGGAGGCUUAGGAGCAACCCUAAAACACGGGCCGAUGUGAAUUUAGUGACAGAGGAGCUGAAGAAUCUUUAUUAUAAGAGGCUGCUGCCGAUAGAGAAAUACUAUUCUUUCCACCACUUUCACUCUCCGAGCUAUGAGGACGCAGAGUUUGACAACAAACCAAUGGUCUUGGUGAUGGGGCAGUACUCAACGGGAAAGACAACUUUUGUGAGGUAUCUCAUAGAACAAGAUUUUCCUGGAAGCAGAGUUGGGCCCGAGCCAACCACUGACUGCUUCACCGCCCUCAUGCACGGAGAGGUGGAAGCAGUCAUCCCUGGUAAUGCCCUCACGGUGGACCCGAAAAAGCCCUUUCGCCACCUCGAACCUUUUGGAAAUGCUUUUCUGAACAGGUUUCAGUGCGUUCAGAUGCCAAAUCAAGUCCUCGAGAGCAUCAGCCUUAUCGACACACCGGGCAUCUUAACCGCUUCUAAAAGAAAACUGAGUCGAGGCUACGACUUCCCAGCAGUGCUGCGCUGGUUCGCAGAGCGUGUGGAUCGGAUCAUCCUGCUCUUCGACGCACAUAAACUCGAGUUCCCUGAUGAGCUCACCAGGGCCUUCGGGGCCCUGUGUGGAUAUGAGGACAAGCUGCGAGUGGUUCUCAACAAAGCUGACCGGGUGGACUCGCAGCAGCUCAUGAGAGUGUACGGCGCCCUCAUGUGGUCGCUGGGGAAAGUGUUCCGCACCCCCGAGAUCUUGCGGGUGUACAUCGGAUCUUUCUGGUCAGAGCCCAGGCAGAUGUGUGACCACUACCAGCUGUUAGAGUUUGAGGAGGAGGAUCUUUUGUCCGACAUAAGGAACCUGCCACGCAACGCUGCAGUACGCAAGCUGAAUGACUUGGUAAAGAGGGCCCGCUUAGUAAGGGCACAUGCUCAUAUUAUCAGCUAUCUAAAACAGGAAAUGCCAACAAUUUUCUGCAAAGAAAGCAAGAAGCACAAUCUGAUUUACCAACUUCCGGUGAUUUUCACCAAGAUCCAGCAACGGCAUCGAGUCCCAGCCGGCGACUUCCCUGACUGCACCAAGAUGCAGGGGAAACUUUUGGGUCAAGAUUUCUCAAAGUUCAAGGCACUGAAGCCAAGUCUGAUGGCCUCCUUGGAUAAACUGCUGACCACUGACAUAGCAAACCUGGUGCCUCUACUUCAACAACAAGAACUGAGGAAGAAAUCCCUCCCUGGUGUGUUGGACGGGGAAUUUUUGGGAACAUUCAGGCCUGAGCAUUACAAGAGAGAUCCUUUCAAGGAACUCAAAAGAGACGAGGAGAGCAGUGAGACAGAUUUUGACGAGUGGGCGGUGGAGAAACACAAGCCAAAGUACGAUGAGAUCUUCUUCAACCUCAGUCCAAACGGGGGCAAACUGAGCGGCAGCAAAGUCAAAGCGUGGAUGACGACCACCCUUCUGCCCAACCCUGUGCUCGCUCACAUCUGGAGGCUGUCUGACGUUGAUGGGGAUGGCAUGCUGGACAAUGAGGAGUUCGCUUUGGCGGUCCACCUUAUUGAAGGAAAACUAGAGGGCCACUGGCUCCCCCGAGAGCUGCCGUCUCACCUGGUGCCACCGUCAAAGCGGCUCAGUUCAGCCAGCAAUGAAGAGUAA